Messenger RNA from Salarias fasciatus (jewelled blenny), 2748 nucleotides. It is a transcript of the gene arid3c, whose product is annotated as AT rich interactive domain 3C (BRIGHT-like). Gene Ontology annotation, molecular function: DNA binding. The transcript is spliced from 10 exons. Gene Ontology annotation, cellular component: nucleus. Lineage: Eukaryota; Metazoa; Chordata; Actinopteri; Blenniiformes; Blenniidae. The coding region runs from base 1 to 1851 and encodes 616 amino acids. The record is from RefSeq and is a predicted model, not a curated record. Gene Ontology annotation, biological process: regulation of transcription by RNA polymerase II.
AUGCCCAACCUGGGGGCCCGGGACCCACAGAGGACACCAAAAGGUGUGGGGGAGAAAAGCUUCACUAACCCCACAGAGGGACAGGUGUCGCUGAGCUCCGGAGCUCCGCAGCGCCGCCCGCCCCGCCCCGCCCUGCCUCCCUGCCUCCGCCGGCCCGUGGACCCGCUGCCCGGAGCCCGCUGCCCGGAGCCCGCUGCCCGGAGCCCGCUGCCCGGAGCCCGCUGCCCGGCUCUGCUCCCCCCGGACGGACCAGCAUGGUGGACAACGCCAGCCUGGCGCACGGCUCCUUCCCCGCCGGGAGCCUCCCGCUGCAGCCCGCCCCCCCCCGCCGCCCCGCAGCCCGGCGGCAUGCGGCUGGAAGCCGUGAUGGAGAACCUGCAGCGGCAGCAGGCGGCGCGGCUCGCCCUGGAGGAGAAGCUGCGGCAGGCGGACCAGGAGAAGGACCUCCGCUGCGCGGUGGAGUCCCACAUCCAGCAGCAGGCGCUGGCGUUCCGCCACUACCAGGCGGCGGUGCGCGGAGCCCUGGCCGCCGGGGUGAGCGCCUCGGCCGCGCGGGGCACGCUCCCGCACCUGGGGGUCCGCAGGGGGGGCUGCGGGGAGUCUCCCGGGACCGACCCGGAGCCGGACGAGCAGGAGGCGAUGGAGGAGGAGGAGGAGGAGGAGGAGGAGCCGGGGGACCAGUACCAGGGAGCCGGGCUGUCCCCGGACAUCAGCCUCGUGACCCGGGUCCCGGCCGCCUUCGCCCCGGGCCGCCGCCCCGAGUCCCCGCCGGGCCCGCAGCAGCCGCAGGCCGGCCCGCAGCACGAGUGGACGUACGAGGAGCAGUUCAAGCAGUUGUACGAGCUGGAUGACGAUGAAAAGCGCAAAGAGUUUCUUGAUGAUCUUUUCAGUUUCAUGCAAAAAAGAGGGACUCCGGUGAAUCGGAUUCCUAUCAUGGCCAAGCAGGUGCUGGACCUCUACAUGCUCUACAAGCUCGUCACAGAGAAGGGCGGCUUAGUGGAAGUCAUCAAUAAGAAGAUAUGGCGUGAGAUCACCAAAGGCCUUAACCUCCCUACCUCCAUCACCAGUGCAGCUUUCACCCUGCGAACACAGUAUAUGAAGUACCUCUACCCGUACGAAUGUGAGAAGCGGGGGCUGAGCUCCCCCGGCGAGCUCCAGGCCGCCAUCGACAGCAACCGGCGGGAAGGCCGGCGCCAGAGCUACGGCUCCGCCCUCUUCAGCUACUCCCCGGUGGCCACGCCCACCCUCCUGUCCUCGCCCAAGAUCUCCAUGGCCCACCUGUCCAUGCCCGCCCACAACAGCUCCCACGUGCCCCAGCUGCCCGGCAUCAAGAAAGAGGAGCCCCUGAUGCCCGGCGGCCUGCCCGGCCGGGCGGCACUCCCCAUGUCGCCCGGCGGACCCCACGCCGCCGCGGCGGCCCAGGCGGCGGCUCUGGAGCAGCUGAGGGAGAAGCUGGAGGCCGGAGAACCUCCAGAGAAGAAGAUGAUGCUGAUGGCAGAAGAACAGCAGAGGAUGAUGCAGCACGCUCUGCAGCACAACCUGCUGGCCAUGGCCUCACAGCUGCCCGUCAACAUCAGGCUCAACAGCAGAGAUGAUAGACAAGAGACCGCAUUGAACCUGUCUACCAACGGCAUUAGCAGCAUCAACAUGUCAAUAGAAAUAAAUGGAGUUGUCUACACAGGCAUCCUGUUCGCUCGGCAGUCGGCCAUCGCGGGAAUGACGGGACAGCGCCGGAAGCAGGGCCACUGUCAGACUCAGGGAAAGAGCAGUCCCUCACACUUCCAGCCCUCCUGCUCCUCCUCCUCCUCCUCUUCAUCCUCCUCCUCAUUCCACAGAAACUCCUCCCCCUAAGCCCCCCCCCCCCCCCCCCCCACCCCCACCCCCACCCCUCCGCCCAGCAUACCAUCACAACGGCGGUGUGUGGAGGGAGUGGUGUCCCGGGUCAGCCCCCCCUGCUCCUUCCCUUCUUCUCGUUCAGCAGCUUUACCUUCUCAAGUCUCAAACUUCUUCUUUGCUCUUCGGCUCAGCCUGGAAUAGAUCCAACGCCGUCCCCCGUCGACUUAGAGUGGUCCCAGAGAGGGCUUCGUCCCAGAGAGGGCGUCGUGACGGCGACAUACAGAAAGCGUCAGCGCGGCGAAGGGGUGGUCCCAGCAGAAGCGUUGUCUCAAUCAGCAGGUGUGGCGGCUGAACUGCCAGCUAUCAGCACGAGACGGCGGCCAAUCCUCAACAACCAAACCUCCCAAACUGGCUGCUUACAGCAGAUACCAAAGAAGAAGAGACACGGGUCGCCGGUUCAACAGCUCCAACUGCUCCGGAGAGUACGCACCGCUGAUCGUUCUGGCAGGAGUGCAAAAGCACAGUGAAAUCCCAGGAAUCCUCCCGGAGGGUUCACUGCUGCCGAACGUCUCUCCGCAGCAAACUGUAGAAGUGGUCUUUCCUCCUGGCUUUCAGUGACUCCAUCGUUUUGCCAUCUUGUUGACAGAAAUCUCCUGAGAAGCCACAGGUGCUGGUGAUCCGUUCCCAGAUAGAUGAUGGAAUCAAGAACACUGUGUCCCAAGCUCAGACUGGCUCUGCCAAAGGUCACCGCCGCUGUGUAAAACCUUCAUAAACCGCUCACCUGCUCAGUGUGCGAAGCUGUUUUAAACCCGUCAGCUCUUCCACACACUGAGACGACUGGCGGGGAUACUUCCUGUUAAAGUCACUAAAAAGAAGGACGUCACAUCCAGGAGCAGGUCAGGUGACGGCGCC